This is a messenger RNA of Symbiodinium pilosum, 2334 nucleotides long. NCBI's taxonomy places the organism in Eukaryota, Dinophyceae, Suessiales, Symbiodiniaceae. The record is from the annotation of a GenBank genome assembly.
AUGGGUCCGCGUAAUCCGUGUAAUUCCGGGAACAUCUUCCUUAAAUUCUGCAAUAAGCCAUUCCUUUAUAUUCCUUUAUUCCCUACUAACAAGAGGCAAGUAGACUCCUAUUCAACCGGCAACUGGGCGUCCUGGGGGAGUGGAGGCGGAGAGACCCAAAGACUGAGGCCCUUUGGCAACGACACCUGGGUUCUUCAAGUCCGAGUGGCUCAACCGAAGAACGCUACACCCCUGGAGCGUGAUAAGAACUUGAAGGACGUAUCGGAGCUCUUGUUUCGUAUGGCCGCUGAAACGGGAGCCAUCCGCCCUGACAGCUCGGAGGCAGGGGAGGAGAAUCUGAAAACACUGGAGCGGCUACAGCGCUUGGAGAAGCGUUUCAUAGGGAAGGGCGUGACUGAGAGCGAGGCGCGCAAUGCACUCCGCCUAUUCGAGCGAGAGCUGUCCAAGGCAAAUUGGACCGCGGAGAAGUUCGAGAAGCUGAAGCGUCAGCUGGCCGGAACGGAGGAGUGGUCGGCUUCUGACGUUGUUGCCGAGAGUUCCAUUCGCUGGCAGCAAAACAAGCGCCGCCAGGCCUGGUUUGCAGAUGCUUGCGAGCGAGUAGCUGUGCCCUUGGGGAUCGAAGCUGGCUACACCAGCAAUGGCGGAUGCUUCGUGGGACCCCUCUCCUCGGUGGCUGGUGCGGCGCUCACCACAACGUUGCUUUGCCACUUAGCGCACCUGGACCUCGAAGCAGCGACGAAGCGGUCCAAGAAGCUCUCGACUCCGCAGUUUCUCCAGGGCUUCGUUGACGGCGCCUUGAAUAAAGACCGCUACCUCGUUUGGGAGCGGCUUUUCUCUAUUGAGGAUGGUGCGUCUGCCGCCCGCUUUUGCCAGGAGCAUCUCAACAGCGGGUUCUUCGACGACGUCGGCCCUGAAAUCGCUGGUGAGAGCGGAGAGGAGCUCCAGGAUAUGCUCCGAAGCAUCUUCAACAAUCUGGCAGGGGGCGGCAGCUCGUCACGAGCCAGACAGCCAGUGCACCGGGAUGAGGAGGUGCCUUCUGGGCUGCCAUCAUCUUUCACGCCCUUUUCUGGCAAAGCCCAUCGCUUGGACAUGGAUGAGGCAACAGAGGAGCCUGCCACCAGCGACGACCCCAAGAAGUCAUGGGCCUUGACGUUCACCUCGAACUUGGAGUUGGCAAGGUGCAGCCGCAGAAGGAGCCGGGAAGAAGCGAAGAGGACCUACCACUGGACCUUCAGUGGCCAAGCUGUGAAAGAGACAAAGACUGGUACCGAAAGCUACUCCCAAGGCAAAAGUGCUGGGGAAAAGCGCAAGGGGCAAAUAGAGAGUGCUGCAGGUGCCGGGAAGCAAUUUCGAAAAGCGCAGCGCCUGCCGAUCACAAGGGUGCCUCAAGCUUGGGGUCCAAUCAAGGAGGCUCCUUCCAAUAACUACCCUCCUGCUGAAGAUGGAAGCCACGUUGCCAUGGGGAACAGCUUGCUGUGCCCGGUGCAGUCUGAAGCCUACGUUGUCAUGAUCGAUCCGGACAAUGUAUUGGGCACCGGCAAGUUCUCCACGGUCUACCUGUGCACGCACCGGAACAACCCAGACCGGAGGUUUGCACUCAAGGCCAUAUCGACCUACACCGGCGACAAGGCCUCGCAAAGCAGGAUCGUGGAGGAGAUCGCCAUCAUGAAGGCCAUCAACCACCACGCGAGCAUCAUCAGACUCAUCGAUAUGGACGAGUCAAUGGCCAACACCAUCCGAUUGGUCCUGGAGCUGUGUGAGGGUGGCGAGUUGUAUGAUCGCAUCCAACAGAAGCGAUUCUACUCGGAGCCGGAUACCAAGCUGCUAAUCAAGAACCUCCUGGAGGCUGUGGAGUUCAUCCACAGCAAGGGCAUCAUGCAUCGCGACUUGAAGCCGGAGAACAUCCUUCUUGUCAGCAAGGUGAGCAACACGGACAUCAAAGUCUCCGACUUUGGACUCGCCAAGCUUUCGCGGGAUUUUCCUCGGCGGCUCCCCCGGUCGACGUCCAUUUGUGGUUCUGACUUCUACCUUGCUCCAGAGGUGAUCAAGCAGGAGGAGUAUGGCCGCGAGAUUGACAUUUGGGCUGUUGGUGUCAUCACCUUUGUCGUUCUGAGCGGCGCCUUGCCCUUCUUCAACCCUGUGCUGCACAAACUGUACCGCCAGAUUGUCGAGAGGGACGUAAGCUUUGCUGAUGAUCGGUGGCGCGCUGUAUCAGCCGGGGCGCAGGACUUCAUCCUCCGGCUGUUGCAAGUGAGAGCAGGCGACCGCCUGAGCGCAGAGCAGGCCGCACCUGAGAGGGACUGGUGCGUGGGGGUUUUGGGAAAUGUUGGUUAG